GAUCCCGCAACACUCGAACCAAGAAAAGGCCCGUUCACACCGCCACUCCGCCCUCCCGUUUCAAUCAUCCAACCAAUGGCAGUGGAAAUUAACCCCCACCCCGCUCGCUGGGCGUGCACGGGUCCCGAAUGGUUGGAUUGUCUGUGUCGUUACCGCCGCGGUGGGUUGGGUGCGGCUCGUACCACCCUUUUUUUUUCUUUUUCCCUUCUCCCUCUCUCUCUGGUGAUGGAGGUCUUCGAGGCGGUGCGGACGGCAGGCUAGAUUUGCCUUGUCCGUCGUUUAUGCUCUCGUUUAUGGGUACGAGUGCAGGUGUGAUACGUGGGGGGUUCGUGAGUUGCACUGUAUCAUACUGGAACUUCCUCCACUCCACUCCUGCCUACCUGCUGAUCUUGAUGAAAAAAAAUCCUCAUGCCCAGGAGCCAUCCCGUAAUUCUAAUACUGUGGUGUCAAUAAGAGUGGUAUGGCAAACAAUGUCCGCAUCCCAGCUCCUACUUCUACCGUACUUGUACCCCCCUCCCCUUGCUCCCCCCCAGAUCCCAAUCCACGGAGUUGGGAAUGCCCUGUACUGCACUAGUGCUCGUGCUACAUUGACACCUUCACGAUGGUUGUUGGGUACGGGCCCGAUAGUAAGGCGCCGUCGAUGGUGGCGUUGCAGAUUUGUUUGCUCGUCCUCAGCUCGUUUGCCAUUGGGCUCAGGGUUUACUCCAGAUGCAGGAUUACGAAGCAUUUUGGGCAUGAUGACAGUGGGUUCUUUCUUCUUCUUUCCCCUCCUUUCCCCGACCAUUUGCUGACUUUUGGGGAUAGCUUUUAUUUUGAUUGCUUGGGUAUGUGUGAUGGUCUGGCCGUUUCUAUAGGUUGAUAUUGAUUGAAAUGGGAGGGUUACCGUAGCUGUUGAUGGCUGUACGGACUGGAAUGUUUCUUGCCGGUUUGUUCUGCGUUUAGCUGCUCUGCUUGGCCGUGAAUUGACCGGUGGUCUCGGUGCAGCGAUCCAACUCGGCGGCGGUUCACACAGGGAAUACGUCCCAGAGGAAGGUUUCCUGACGUAUACGAGGGUCCUCCGCUCCCCUCCCUUCGCCAUCGCUAAGGCUGACCCGUAUUCUGCAGCUAAUCUACCUGACUGUCAUCCCCAUAAACAUCGAGUUCUGCCUUGUAAAGACCUCCCUCCUAUUCCUGUACCUCCGCAUAUCAGUCGACCAGGCCUUCCGACGCGUGAACUACGUCUUCCUGGUCUUCAUUUUCCUAAACUACCUCGCGCAAAUCCUCGUCUGGAUCUUCCAGUGCGAUCCUAUAAACAAGGCCUACGAUGUGAGCCUUCCCGCCAACGUGGGGGAGUGCCGGCUGUCCGUGGUUGUUUUCACCUGGUACAAUUGCGCGGGGAACGUAUUCGUGGACUUGGUCCUGCUGUCUCUCCCCGUCUGGAUGAUGUGGGGGGUGCCAGUGGCUAGGAGGCAGAAAUUAUGGGUUGUGGGGAUAUUUUCUCUUGCUAGUUUGUUGGUUGUCCUUACUGUUUGUCUUUGAAAGAGAGGGGGCGGAAGGGGCUGGGGGGAUGGACUAAUAUUGACUAUAAGCGAACAAUAAAAAGCAGCGCAUGCGUUAUCAGUAUCAUAAGGAUGGGGUUUAAUGCGAAGAGCCCGCAAGCCGGCUAUGAUAGAACUUGUAUAUCACCCCCCCCUCUCCCUCCCUCCCCCAGACAAUUUUAACAGAAUCCAGACAAUGACAGCAUCUCCGGAACCCUAACAUCCCUAGAAUCGAGCGUGGCGAUGAUCUGCGCUUGUCUACCCACCUACAAAGCAGUCCUAACCCGCCUCUUCCCGAAGCUGAAAUGCGCCAAAUCCCACAGCCAUAUUCGUCUCCACCACCACUUAUCACCAGUACCCACCCCAACCUUCCCGCCUGGGGACCUGAAACACAUCGCGGAGCUAAACACCAGCUCGCAGACCAACACCUUCGACCUGGAAUACUGCGAAGCUACCUCUGCACGGGGCCAUACCAGUGCAGGAGCAAGAGGCGGGAGCGUGUUCGGCACUAGCAAGACAAGCUUAUGCAUCCAUCAUCACCACAACCACAACCAACCAGACGAAACCGUGGUGAUGCCUGCGGGCGCGGGAGAGGCCCUGGGAAUGACCCACGUGGUUAGGAAGCGGGAGAGUAGGCCUUUGUCUAUCACCCAGGAAUUUAUCAGGGAGAUUGGGCUCGUCGUGGAUGAGCGAAGAUUGGUCGUUGAGGAAAUGGAGGAGUGGGAGGGCGGGGAUAUGAGGAAUUUGGGAACACCGAGGGGUGGUAGGAUAGUUGAUGAUGGGUAGUAUAGUAGUGGGAGAGGGAAGGGCGUUGGCGUAUUUGCUGUUACAUUUUUGACUUUGGUUGGUGGUUUGCGACUUGAUUUUGUUUGAAUUUCUGGGUUGGCGUUGGUUUAUAAUGGUGGGCGCUUCAUGUGUUUUGUGUUUGGCAUCUUUUACAAGUAUGCCUUUCUCUUGGUGUGAUAUGUUUAAUCCUGGGGGGCUGUUUUAUAAUUAUGUAUAUAUUCACGGGUUUUGAAUCGUCUUGGUUUUUUCCCGUCCUUUUUUGCAGCAGGUGCGUUGUACAGAUUAUUUUUAAUGGGGAGGUUUUUUUUGGGAGGAGUUUCCUCUUAUAUUUUCUCCCGCCUUAUGGCUCAAUUAUAUUUGUCUUUGUAGUAUAGGAUACUUUGGGUGGAUAGCUUUACAUAAAGUUAAGUUCCAGUGGGGAAUUUCAAAAGGAAAAAAAAAAGGGAGUCAAGAAUUUAAAAGAUGUAUACAAAAACCGGACCAACUAAUUUUUCCCAUAUC
Tuber aestivum (summer truffle) is the source of this 2804-nucleotide messenger RNA. The record is from the annotation of a GenBank genome assembly. NCBI's taxonomy places the organism in Eukaryota, Fungi, Ascomycota, Pezizomycetes, Pezizales, Tuberaceae.